Biomphalaria glabrata is the source of this 1725-nucleotide messenger RNA. Its product is annotated as repetin-like. Bases 1 to 1725 code for a protein of 574 amino acids. The record is from RefSeq and is a predicted model, not a curated record. NCBI's taxonomy places the organism in Eukaryota, Metazoa, Mollusca, Gastropoda, Planorbidae. The transcript is spliced from 2 exons.
AUGUGGCUACAGACAUCAGUAGAUAGGUAUCACAGAGAUACACAUCAGACAUCAGUAGACAAGUAUCACAGAGAUACACAUCAGACAUCAGUAGAUAAGUAUCACAUUGAUACACAUCAGACAUCAGCAGACAAGUAUCACAUUGAUACACAUCAGACAUCAGUAGAUAGGUAUCACAGAGAUACACAUCAGACAUCAGUAGACAAGUAUCACAUUGAUACACAUCAGACAUCAGCAGACAAGUAUCACAUUGAUACACAUCAGACAUCAGCAGACAAGUAUCACAUUGAUACACAUCAGACAUCAGUAGAUAGGUAUCACAGAGAUACACAUCAGACAUCAGCAGACAAGUAUCACAUUGAUACACAUCAGACAUCAGUAGAUAGGUAUCACAUUGAUACACAUCAGACAUCAGUAGAUAGGUAUCACAGAGAUACACAUCAGACAUCAGUAGAUAGGUAUCACAGAGAUACACAUCAGACAUCAGUAGACAAGUAUCACAGAGAUACACAUCAGACAUCAGUAGACAAGUAUCACAUUGAUACACAUCAGACAUCAGUAGACAAGUAUCACAUUGAUACACAUCAGACAUCAGUAGAUAGGUAUCACAUUGAUACACAUCAGACAUCAGUAGAUAGGUAUCACAGAGAUACACAUCAGACAUCAGUAGACAAGUAUCACAGAGAUACACAUCAGACAUCAGUAGACAGGUAUCACAUUGAUACACAUCAGACAUCAGUAGACAAGUAUCACAUUGAUACACAUCAGACAUCAGUAGAUAGGUAUCACAUUGAUACACAUCAGACAUCAGUAGAUAGGUAUCACAGAGAUACACAUCAGACAUCAGUAGACAAGUAUCACAGAGAUACACAUCAGACAUCAGUAGACAAGUAUCACAGAGAUACACAUCAGACAUCAGUAGACAAGUAUCACAUUGAUACACAUCAGACAUCAGUAGACAAGUAUCACAUUGAUACACAUCAGACAUCAGUAGAUAGGUAUCACAUUGAUACACAUCAGACAUCAGUAGAUAGGUAUCACAGAGAUACACAUCAGACAUCAGUAGACAAGUAUCACAGAGAUACACAUCAGACAUCAGUAGACAGGUAUCACAUUGAUACACAUCAGACAUCAGUAGACAAGUAUCACAUUGAUACACAUCAGACAUCAGUAGAUAGGUAUCACAUUGAUACACAUCAGACAUCAGUAGAUAGGUAUCACAGAGAUACACAUCAGACAUCAGUAGACAAGUAUCACAGAGAUACACAUCAGACAUCAGUAGACAAGUAUCACAUUGAUACACAUCAGACAUCAGUAGAUAGGUAUCACAGAGAUACACAUCAGACAUCAGUAGACAAGUAUCACAGAGAUACACAUCAGACAUCAGUAGACAAGUAUCACAUUGAUACACAUCAGACAUCAGUAGAUAGGUAUCACAGAGAUACACAUCAGACAUCAGUAGACAAGUAUCACAGAGAUACACAUCAGACAUCAGUAGACAAGUAUCACAUUGAUACACAUCAGACAUCAGUAGAUAGGUAUCACAGAGAUACACAUCAGACAUCAGUAGACAAGUAUCACAGAGAUACACAUCAGACAUCAGUAGAUAAGUAUCACAGAGAUACACAUCAGACAUCAGUAGACAAGUGUACAACAUUCACGAAAACACUAACUCCGACCUGCUCACUAAACAUUUUUUUUGUCCUAACCAAGAUGCACACGUAA